AAAGCAAAGGAAGCGCAGGUAAGACAACGAUGGCAGGCGCGGAUAUUGUUUAUGAGCAGGUCCACUUUAGACAUGACCCGAAGUGGAGCGUCCGCCUGCGGUCUGCGGAGGGCGGCGGGCUGCUGCUUUGUUUGGCCUGUGCCAUUGAAAUGAUGGAGGCGGAAGAAAUGGCCUCGGUGAGGAAGUGUUUUGCCUUGUCGAGUAUGAGCGGCAUCCUGAGGAGCUCUGCAGGGGCUCUGAGAGAGCUAUUCCGACAGGACCACAGAGUCACUCUGCAUUUUAUUACCACAUUAUUAGGUAUGCUUCAAAGUGAGGAGGACCCAGUCACUGUAGAGAAGGUUGGCCAAGUGCUGGUUCAGCUGCUUCUAGAGUUCCAGAACGAGCUGCCAUUUCACUUUGUUUUGGACAAGGUACACAAACAGCUGAACGACCAGCUUAGUGUGAAGCAUUUCCUGCCUACAUUCAACUUCCUAGGGAACCUAUUGAAGACCGUCCCCAACGUGGCCCAGAGCCUUCUAACUCAGUACGUGCCCUUGCUGGACCUCCUUUGCUCAGCUUUGGUUUAUCCAGACGAAGUGCUGAAGACUUCGGUGGUGAAUGUUUGGCUACAGCUGCUUCGCACCUCUGGAGACACUGGGGCGCAGUACCUUCCCAUUGCCACAAGGGACAGAUUAUGCAUCCUGCUGCUGCAGACUUUAAACAGUGCUAGCUCAGCUCAGCUUAUUAAAAACUGUGCCGGACUCCUCUGGCAGCUAGUCAAGCUGGAAGAAGCAGUGUCGGUUCUGAUGAGUACCUCAGGCAUGUGCGAUGCGAACGAGGACGGCCUCACCAACAGCAGCCAGACCCUCAUCCAAUACCAAGAGCAACAGCCUGCUGACCACAGCCUACUGCCUCUCCUGCUGAAAAAGCUGCUGUUGAGUGGUGAUGAGACGCUACAAGUGACCAGUGCGAAGUGUAUCGCUGCCAUUUUGGUUCGUUCUCCCAGUCAGUACUGUGCUCUCUGCAUCAAAGCUGAUUUACCAGGUUUUCUCUUUGACCGUCUGGCCAGCAGUAGUAGUGAGAUGUUGCUGUGGUCUUGCUACAGUUGCUUGGUGUUACUGACUGAAGAACCGCUUUUCUUCUCCCAGUGUCACUCUGUAUAUGGUAUCGAGUCCCUAGUGCGCAGCCUGAAGGAGGCUCUGCAGCUGACCAAUCUGGAAGUACCAAAACAAGGUUUUUUGCUCCUCACUGAAAUACUUGAAAGACAGCCACCAAGCAUACAUCUGUUCCCCAGUGGUUCAGGGUUUGUGGCGGUGUCAGAGGCUGUGACAGCUGGGGUCUCUUCCUCCUGCCCGCUGGUAGCGGCGCAGGUCGUGAAGGCUGCAGCUGCUUUGUUCAGACUCACCCAUCAGUCCAGACCAUUUCAGUACCAAGUGGUAGAGGAGCUGAUAGAGGCCAUCACCAGAAGGUUCUCUGAGCUAACUCUGUCUUCCCCUUCUCAUCAUCGAAGCACGAGGAACAAACGAAGGUCCGGAUCCAGCAGCCAGACCUUUCGGUCCAAAGGAUUUCUACUCCAGGCUCUGAUUUGUUUUCAGGCAGCCUGCAGGCUUGCUGAGGAGUGUGCGUCAGAGCCUGCUCUGAUGAAGAACCCAUUUACAGCCCCUUAUAAACACAGCGAUGCUCAGGAUUCACUGGAAUCUGUCUGUCAAUGUCUGCUGCGCUGCUGUGAUUCUGUGUGGAUACCAACUGUGCUUAGAACAUGUGAUGGUCCACCUAGUGCCCAGAUACUGGAGUCUCUCUACUCCAUCCUUUGUUCACAGUUUGUCCUUCUUCCAUCUUCAAUGCCACAGUUUGCCAAUAAACUGGUAUCUUCUGGUUUCUAUCGGUUGGCUGUGGAGCAUAAAGCCCUCCUCUGUGCAGGAAACAGGAACCCAAAUCUGAAUGCAUCUUGCUGUGGUUUUCUGCAGAAACUAAGCAUGUGUCUGCUCUUCCAGUCAGACCCUCCUUGUGGCUCCUGUCAUGAUUUUGAGGAGGUGGAAAAUCUUCUGCAGUGCAGCCUUUCCUCUCUGUGCUGUCAUCUGUCAGACUGGCCCUCUCUGCUGUGUGAAUAUCAGGAACCAAAGGCUGUUCAGUAUUGUUUGGUGAUGAUACUUUACCUGGCUCGAAAGCAAGGAGACAGGCUGCUCCCAGAUCAGACCGUGUUCUCCAGUGUGGUGGCGUUGUUGCAGUCAGUGCAGGAGGAGAGCAACUGUGUUAUUCCCUGCUCUGUUCUCCGCUCUGCCCUCUACUUGAUGGCAGUGACCCAAGAGAGGAGCCUCAAUCUGGUCGGGGCUCAUUUGAACUGCAUCAUCAAAGCGCUCUCCUCCUGCCAGAACUUCUCUUCCCUCUACAGUCACCACCCUGCACUCCUCCACUUCAUCUGGCGCUAUCCAGAACUUGCAGAAAAGUUUGGAGCCCUGGUCUUGGAGCUUUGGUUCACCAAAAAAUCACAGACAGAUGCCAUGAAGAACACGGCAGACGUGCAAGAAACUGAUGAAACAAUAGAAAGCCAAACACAUCAGCAGCAGGAUGAGGAACUAGACUUACAAACCUUGGAGAUGCUGUCUCUUAUGGAGAAGUACCCACAUGUCAUGCUGACCCUCUUGGACAUGGCUGUCAGCAGAGAAUCUCCUCUUGCAGAACAUGUCUUGGAUGUGCUAAAGGUUAUUUUGCUUAGACAAAGAGAGUUUGUGACAGAUUUGUGCACAAGUCUUAGACCAGCUCUGCUACAGGCAUUGCAGCGGAUAAGUGUGGACAACAUGGCUAAUGGGCUGGGACAAGGUCACGCUGCACCAGCUAACUCACUCCCUGUGGUGCUGAAGCUGCUUUGUCUGACGCAGGCCAGUGACCCGCCUUCACCCUACAUCUACAGUAAUAUGGAAGGAGUGCACUUCAAGCUGCUCUACCAUGUGAGUAGUAUAGGUGGGAUGCUGAAGCCUACUAACACAGAGAGCCUGCUGCCUGCCCUCAACUUCUUGCAGUGUUGCCUGAGUCUGUCCCCAGCACACAGCAGUGACCGAGCUGUCUCCAUGCUGCUCUCCAACAGUGGGUUGAUGGACCAGCUGCAGACAAUCAUCUCCUCCUCCUCUGUUCCUCCUUCCCCCCCUCCAUCUGCCUGUCCUCCUUCAGCUCUGCUGUGCUGCAGCCAUCUUCUCCUAUCCUCCCUCAUCGCCUUGCAGCACAUUCACUCCACUCAGGUUCAGAAGAGUAUUAUUUGGAGUCUGGACACAGCUGUACACCGACUGUUUUGUCAGAAAAGAAACACAGACAAUCUCUUGCUGGUCAGCUACCUGAGGAUGCUACAGGCUUUGCUUGAUGUUGACAUGGCAUCAUCAGUGAUGUGUUUGAGCACCGGUCCUGGAGUAGUUGGGCCCAGGCCUCUGGAGGCUGAAGAUGGAGCAUUGUACCCGCUUGGCUCAACAGGGGCCCAGUGCCUCCUAACUGCUCUGAGUGGUCUUCUUAUGCAGAAACACGAGUUGCUGCUGAGAACUUCGGUCAACUGUCUAAGCUCCCUGCUGGGCUUUCUUAAAAGAAAGUAUCCUGCUUCAGCUGAGCACGCAGUGUGUCAGCCUUGGUCUCGUUUCCUCCUGUACUGUAAGCUCAACUCAGGAGAGAAAGGCCUUCUGCACCCCGCUCUUCUCAGACUCAUAACACUUUUGUUGCAGUACAGCAGCACAGCAGUCCUGUGGGAGCCAGAUCUGCUCCAUGUGAUUGAUACUGUGGAGAGGAGUGGGAUGAAGGAGCUCAACCAUGAGGCAGCACGGGCACUAGAGCUGCUUCUUACGCAGAUCCAGAGAAGUGUUCCACUACCUACUGAGGGGCACAAGCUGAGAGUGAGAAAAAUGAUGGAGUCGCUUGGAGCACAGACAUCUUCUGAGAGCUGCAACGCGAGGCUGUCCAAUGUCUUACGUGUUGGAGAUGUGUCCCUCUGUAUGUCUGAGUUCUCUCUGAAAACAGGCUGAUCCAUCGACUUUUGGAUUUAUUUAUUUUUUGUUAGUUUUAUUUCUGAAUCUCUUUGAUUGUUCUUUCUGUCUGUGUGCAUCAUUACACCUCAGUUAUGUAACAGCAGCACAGUGAACUGUUGUGAAGGUUUAUGUUUGAGCCG
Girardinichthys multiradiatus is the source of this 4123-nucleotide messenger RNA. Its product is annotated as meiosis inhibitor protein 1-like. The record is from RefSeq and is a predicted model, not a curated record. The coding region runs from base 30 to 3980 and encodes 1316 amino acids. Gene Ontology annotation, biological process: meiosis I. NCBI's taxonomy places the organism in Eukaryota, Metazoa, Chordata, Actinopteri, Cyprinodontiformes, Goodeidae. The transcript is spliced from 33 exons.